Molecule: messenger RNA, 930 nt
Organism: Cylindrotheca closterium
Lineage: Eukaryota; Bacillariophyta; Bacillariophyceae; Bacillariales; Bacillariaceae
Source: the annotation of a GenBank genome assembly
AUGGAUCACAGUGAACGAAGGUUUGGAGAGCGCAAUUGGUCGUCGCAGCAGGAAGAAGAACAAUACUUUCAGAAUUUCAUGAGGCAAAAUGAUCCCAAUAGACAAGAUGAACCUCCCAUGAUGUCACCGCAAAGCUCUCGUAUGAGAAAUACGCGGGCUUCCGAAACAGUGUCCAGAACGGAUGUGAGCAGUCCCUUUAAUGUCAGCGCCGGUCGACGGCGAAAUACUUAUGAUCCCUCUGUUAUGCGAAUGCCUUCAUCGACGAUGUCAAUUCCCACGCGACGGAGUCCUUCAGCGGGUCCCAAAGCACCGCCAAUAGCAGGACUUGACGAUGAUCUGGACAAUCUAUCAUUGUCAGAUGAAUUAUCAUCUGCUUCUGAAGAAGAGUCUACAGAUCAGAAACCAGCUGCAAUUCAAAUGCAACAAGUACCAAUAGGCAUUGAUAUUCCGUCAAUUGGUGGUCCAUAUGCCAGUAUGGUUCGAGAUGAUCAUCAGGAUUCCACAAUUGGAGGGUCUGCGACUUCCUUUCCCCGAAACGAGGAUCGAUGGGCUUCAGGAGGUGCGCCGACGAGGUUGAACACUGCAGCCGCGGUUAUUCCCGGAGCAUUACCACUUCAGAUUGCUGUACCACCACGACGACCCAAUUAUCCUCCAUUGGAACCAUCCGUGCCAGAAUCCAGAUUAGGACGGAGGUGUUUAAUACACAAACCGAAGCGAGAAGCCGAUUUGGUCAAGGGACUGGUAAACUCUGGAGCGACAGGGUCAAUACGAUCGCGAGAUACCGUUGUGAAAAAGUGUGCCAACUGCUUUGCCGAACUAUCAGUGUCGCACAAUGCGAUUGCGAUCAGUUGUCCGUGUUGUUACAAAAUCUCCCCAGCCGCAAAAUGCAAUACAGUCAAGGUUGUGGAUCAUGCUACAGCAGGUCAUUGA